AUUUGAUAUUAGUUAGUAAGAGCUUAUUUGAAUUCGCGCCCUAGCGCCAAAUUUUGUCACCAGGCGCCGCACGCGCCGGAAUUAGCAGACGACAAAAGCACAUGUUGCUUUUGCCGGUUGAAGCACCUCAGAUUGGUGUGAACCACGUUUUGAUACAUAGCCUCUGCGCUUAUACAAUUUGUAAUUGAAAAAUCAAAGUUUAAUAAAUAAUGUAAGUGUGUUUCUAAAUUGCGCUAUUAUUUGUUACUGUUUCCAUUAUCAUCUACAAAACUCAGCGCAGAUUGCAGUGCAGAUCAAGAAGGAAAUACAAAUAUCAAUUCUACAAUAUGGAGUCUACAACCAGCGCGAAAGCACCAACAACCAACGAUGUAUCCGAGGUUAUGGCUGUAUACUUUGCUUCUCCGCCAGAGGGUCAGCAAAUAGAUGACGCCAAGUUAAAAUUCGAGGAAUCACCGACGGGUUUGGUCGCGCUUUCCAAGUCCGCUUUCAACAAAAUUGUCGCCGAGCGCGAUAACUUUUUGGCUCAACUAAAAAAGGCCGACAAAACAAUCGCCAAACUGCGCAAAGAGGUCAACACCUCAGACCCUAGCAUCAAUGCGGAUAUUGCUGAACAAAACCGCGAAAUCAUUCGACUGAAUCAAGAGCGUCGUAAAAUGUCCGAUCGUCUUACUGCAGCAGAGGCGGAAUCUAAAUCUUCAGCCGAACAAGAGGCCAAAUUCAAGGCCGAAGCCCAAUCCUACAGGAAGGAUUACAACGAAUUAAUAGCAGAUUAUUAUCAUAUCGAAGACCAGUAUUACCGUCUGCACAAUUUCUUCAAAUCCAGCAUUAAAGAGGUUUUCCGCGCCAUGACCGAGCUGCGCGAACCUAGACUACGCCCGAAAGCUCCAGAUGGAUGCCUCAACUGUGGAGUCUCUGGCCACAGCUACCGCUCGUGCGCAAAGGAAUAUACGGGUCUCUUCUGCCAAAUUUGUUCUCACCCAGACUUCUCGACAGACGACUGUCCAUGGCCGCACUAUUUAGAAUUGCCUAAACAACUACCUGACCACAAGCGAUGCAAGUGCUGCUGACGUCCGCGCAACAUGCCGGACCCGAACUGCUACGACUGUCGCAAACGUAUGAUACAAGAAAACAUCGCGCUGCGCAACCAACUUGCCAUCGAAUUGGAGAUUAAACACUCACUUCCUCCGGCAUUACCUAGGGAACCAAGCAAAAACGAUGACAAUCCCUCACCACAAGAAGAAGAAGGACUGACGCAGAAUACUUGUGCUCAAGAAGCCCUGCUCCUCGGUGCCGAAGCGUUACAAAAAUUGUCCCCACACGCUUCAGACGUCGCCAACGCUACCCUUUGGCAAAGCUUAGCUCAAGCCUAUAGCCUCGUCGUUGAUAAGGACGACACUCUUCAAGAAGAAGACGAAGAAGAUGAGAAGAAGUGAUCCUCUUUAGUGCGUGUCCAUCCUCAUAAACUAUUUUUAUUUUUGAUUAUUUUAUGCCGUUGCAUAAACCUUUAUUAUUUUAUUACUUAUUAAAUUUAAUAUCUAAGUUACAAAAAAAAAAAUUUCUUUCGUUUCUCAACGACUAUUUCAAUUAUGAUUUCAAGCGCCGUUGCGCAUUAGAAUUAUAUUCUAUUUUCUUAAAUUCUUUUUGUUAACUAAAAUUCAAGGUAUUAUUACGCCAACAGUAUUCAGCGAACAACAUUACAUUGUAUCGCGCGGAAAAAUUCCAAAGAAUAAUUUUAGGUAAACCUACCAAAGGAAGGUCAAAGUGCCUUUAUAAUUGUCUACCUCAUCGCUAAGACUUAUUGAAAAUAAGUAUACUCUAAUAAACUAAGUGAAUAAUAAAUUCAGUCUAAAUUAAUACUAUCUAGUUAAUCAUACCAGCUAUUAUUUUACGAUUGAUUAUUAGGAUGAGCAGUGAGACAUCAGUGAUAAAAUAAUUCUAAAUCCUUUUUACUUCUUUUCUAUAGUUUAUUUGAAUUUUAUAAUGAUAUUAUUAUUAAUAAUUAUUGAUUACUUUCUUUUAUGUUUCUUUUAACUUUAAACUUCUAAAUUGUUUUUCUUACUAGCCAAGAUUUCAUAGAAUGGAGAAAUUUAGCAAACUAGACUAAUUCAGAGCGCUAGUAACGAUUUAGAAAGGGGGAAUUGUAACGAUCAUAAUCAUUCCUGUAUUAUCAAUCGUUACAAUCGCUCAGAUUAUCAUUGUUAAUUUGAUAUUAGUUAGUAAGAGCUUAUUUGAAUUCGCGCCCUAGCGCCAAAUUUUGUCACCAGGCGCCGCACGCGCCGGAAUUAGCAGACGACAAAAGCACAUGUUGCUUUUGCCGGUUGAAGCACCUCAGAUUGGUGUGAACCACGUUUUGAUACAUAGCCUCUGCGCUUAUACAAUUUGUAAUUGAAAAAUCAAAGUUUAAUAAAUAUUGUAAGUGUGUUUCUAAAUUGCGCUAUUAUUUGUUACUGUUUCCAUUAUCAUCUACAAAACUCAGCGCAGAUUGCAGUGCAGAUCAAGAAGGAAAUACAAGUAAGUUUGUUAAAUCUCUCUACAUACUUGGCUCGACAAUGAAAAGGAGGAAGGAAAUAUUCUUG
Molecule: messenger RNA, 2576 nt
Organism: Leptopilina heterotoma
Lineage: Eukaryota; Metazoa; Arthropoda; Insecta; Hymenoptera; Figitidae
Exons: 2
Coding region: 327-1067 (246 amino acids)
Molecular function (GO): zinc ion binding; nucleic acid binding
Source: RefSeq, a predicted model, not a curated record